CCGAUCGCUCCACUGUCCACCGAUCGCUCGCCCUUGGCACCCGAACAGCGUCGGCAACACAUUCCCCAAAAUUACAGGCCCGUCCCCCCUCCAAUAAUCAACACUCCAAGCUCCCAAAUUCUCAAUCUCCCAACCAGGACUGCCCACCAUGACUUCCCCCACCUCGAGCGUGGCCCCCCUGAACGAUGAUCUAUAUCACCUUUGGCUGCCGCUGUGGCAGAUGCGGAUGGAAAACCAGCUCCGGGUUAUUGGAAUCAUUGACGCGGCCUCAUCCAACGACCAUUCAAGAUACCUCAUCACCACGGUCCAGGAAGUCGCGUCCUCAUUUUCGGCGGCCUACGAAACCGCCCGUCGGGGCGAGCAUCCCAGCUACGAAGCCGCCAUGAUUUCCUUUCGCCGGUUCAUCAUGGCGUCGUCGCUCAUUUUGAAUUACCUCCGAUCGCCGUCGAUACAGCAGCACGACCAAGUCUUGGCCGAGCGGCACCGCAGCCUCUUUCUCGAGGAGAUCCAUUUCCUGCUGCGAAAGUGCAAAAAGAGCUUCAGCGAGCUCUUCUGGCAUAUCAUCCAGGCCAACUACGGCAGCUGGCUCGCCAUGUUCCUGGGCCAGCCCAAGGACGAGCUCGAGUUCAAGUUAGUGUCGUGGUGGUUCAAUGUGACGAUGUUUGAUGUCCGAUUCCAUCAGCGCAAGCUGUUGAUGGAGCUCUGGGAACGGGCUCUGAAGAACAACCAGGGCUCGCAGCCGUUGACGGGCCACCCAACAAACCCUCCGCUCGACCCCAUCCCCCAUCAAAGUGCCUCUCAAGGCAGCAGCCCGAAAACGAACCAGCUGCUCCGAGUCCCUCCUCAGUCAACCAUCCAACGGAGCCCAAUCUUGCCCGACGGCCAUUGCCAAUUCAGCGCCCUAGCCGAUCAGCUCCAUCGUUCGGGCAUCGCACCGACCGCUACCCAUGUCGAUGUCCGUCGCCUGGUGGCAUCGUGGCUCCGAUCUCACCCAAAUUUUGUCCUCGCCAACGGAAGCAAAAUCUGCGAAUAUGCCCUGAUGAAGGGAGACUGCACGGACUGGGAAGGCUACUGCAACGCCAUCAAUCGCCUGGAGUCCCCCGAGUGGGGCGACCACCUCACGCUUCAGGCUGCUGCCGAGGUUUUUGACUGUCUGAUUUGCGUUGUGAACGAGCAAGGUAUCCUCUGGACGAUCAUGCCAACGCACUCGAAUAAGGCCCCAGGCGACUUCCCCCAGAACCAGACGCUCUAUCUGCUCCACUAUGUCGAGUAUCACUACGAGUCGCUCGAGCCCUUUGCGAUUCCCCAGGUCUGAGUCUCGGGAGGACAGGAUGUCAAACUGGCCAACAGGUUCAGCUAUCGUUGUCUCAUGCCAUAUCCAACCGGACUCUCUCGCGGGUGCGUCCCUGUCCCUAUGACCCAAUAGCGAAAGUAGUCUAUACACUCCUCCCAAACGUAAACACGACACCACAGAUAUCAUG
This is a messenger RNA of Polychytrium aggregatum, 1481 nucleotides long. RefSeq lists its product as uncharacterized. The coding region runs from base 149 to 1315 and encodes 388 amino acids. The record is from RefSeq and is a predicted model, not a curated record. Gene Ontology annotation, biological process: protein deubiquitination. Gene Ontology annotation, molecular function: cysteine-type deubiquitinase activity. Lineage: Eukaryota; Fungi; Chytridiomycota; Chytridiomycetes; Polychytriales. The transcript is spliced from 3 exons.